AUGUCCCAAGAAUCCUCCUACAACACCCGCCGCGCACACAUCCACGCAGCCUACCUCCUGCCCUACCUCCGCCCCGACCAUGCAGUGCUGGACGUCGGGUCCGGGUCCGGCAGCAUAACGCGCGACCUGGCGACGAUCUGCAAGGACGGGCACGCGAUCGGCGUCGACAUCUCGGCGGCGAUGGUGUCGUUUGCGCAGGAGACGCACGUGCGAGCGCCCGACGGCCCGCCGAACCUCUCGUUCCAGGUCGCCGACGCGCAGGACCUGGCGGCGUUCCCGGACGGCAGCUUCGACGUGGUGCACGCGCACACGUGCUGCACGCACGUCCCGGACCCCGUGCGCGCCCUCCGCGAGUUCCGCAGGGUGCUCAGGCCCGGCGGCCUCGUCGCCCUCCGUGAGCCGCUCGACAUCGUCCGCGACGUCAGGUGGACCCCUGACGUCCCCGGCCUCGAGCUGCAUGCCGUCUACGCCGCUGCCCUGCUCAGCGCCCGCGGCGGACACCCCCGGGCCGGCACGAUGCUGGAGGCCUGGGCCCGCGAGGCCGGCUUCGAGCGCAUCGCCUGCGGGGUCGGCGAGGAGCGGUCCGCCGAGGCGCUGCAGGUCGUGGGUCGUGGCAUUGGCGUCGACGAUGCGCUGGCCAAGGGGAUCUUGACCGAGGAGGAGCUGGCGAGGUUGAGGGCUGCGUAUGAGGUGUGGGCUGGCACUGAAGGUAGGGACAAGGUUGCGCGGUGUGCAGAGGUUCUUUGUUUCAAGGAUUGA
Messenger RNA from Pyricularia pennisetigena, 759 nucleotides. RefSeq lists its product as uncharacterized. The record is from RefSeq and is a predicted model, not a curated record. The transcript has a single exon. The coding region runs from base 1 to 759 and encodes 252 amino acids. Gene Ontology annotation, molecular function: S-adenosylmethionine-dependent methyltransferase activity. Lineage: Eukaryota; Fungi; Ascomycota; Sordariomycetes; Magnaporthales; Pyriculariaceae.